Molecule: messenger RNA, 5824 nt
Organism: Exophiala oligosperma
Lineage: Eukaryota; Fungi; Ascomycota; Eurotiomycetes; Chaetothyriales; Herpotrichiellaceae
Exons: 3
Coding region: 755-4747 (1330 amino acids)
Biological process (GO): cellular hyperosmotic response; phosphorylation; phosphorelay signal transduction system
Cellular component (GO): membrane
Molecular function (GO): phosphorelay sensor kinase activity
Source: RefSeq, a predicted model, not a curated record
UUCAGGCGGUGGUGAUCUUUCAGGGGAGAGAGAGAAUGACAAGACACGCUUCGUUUUUUCCUUUCCCUUAAUCCCCCCGCUUACGCAUAAUCAUACCCUGUAUUGCUGUCCCUAAGAUUUCUCCUACCGGGACACACCAACCGCCCCCCCAAAAACCUUGCACCAUCAUCUUCACUCCCUACUAUUGCUAUUACUCGAAUUAUUAUCUAUCCUGGUUACUCGUUCCCAAAAAAAAAGUCCUAUGGAGUAGAACUACAGCACAGUAAUUCCUCGUCGCCCUUCUUCAAUCGCCCUUUUGCAAACCCGGGGCCUCUCUUUCCCACCCACCCCUACUGUCAAUCGGCUCGCUUAGCGCAGUUUGGCAUCCCACCUACCCAAGCCCGCCAAUUGUCCAGUGUCGACUUACUCUCCGGAAAUUGAUCCAUCGCAUACCAUCCUACACCUUCUCUUACCCGUCUCGCCAGCACCGACGUUCGCAUCACCAACCACGCCGUCGCCUGUGUCCACGCUCUCGCCGAUGCCUGGACGUGCCUCGACCGCCUAAAGAACGAGCAUCGUCCGUCGAAAGCCCUUGACUACGAACCUGUGAACCUACGACUCCCCAUCGGGCAAAGUGGCUCUGCGGCCGUUUUGCCUGCGCUGCUGGACGCGGCCGAGAACUCGAGCCCUUUGGCACAUCGAUAACGCUUGCCACGAACCUUCGACUUCGACGCCUCAUGAGGAAGAACAGCCCCUAGAGACGUCUACCCCGUCCAUGUCUCGUCCGGACGAGACAUUGCUCGCUGCUGCGGCCAUUCUGCGUGGAUUGGCCAAAGGCUCUACCGCACAACCUUCGCAAACCAAUGGCUUGAAGCUACCUCCCUACAGUCUUCCUGGAGAAGAUACGCCGACCAAAGAUGAAUUCGAGGCGGAAAUUGCAGCCCUGGCACGAAGGAUACACUACCUCGAGUCGCGAGCUGAUGUCGUUGGGCGGUCUCUGCCAGAUACACCAGGUGAAUUCCAAAGUCCCGCCUCACCUGGAUCGCGGCCAUCUGAACCUCGAGGCCCUCUCGGCGAGUCGUAUACUGACUCGACGGCAGCUGCCUCCGAACGAGCCGCCUUCAUUCCAUACCAAGCCAAACGCUCCACGCAACUUCCAGCCAGGGAACCCUUUGUCCCUCCGGGUACGGUCAGCGAGGAUGAUAUAAGCAUACUGAAGGAACAUGUAGAGAAACAGGCCGAACAAAUCAAGAGUCAGCGAGAGACGAUUGCAGAGAUCAGCCGAGGCCUCCGCAAUUCAGAAGAGCAGGCAAAGCAAGCAUUUAUGCGAGUCGAGAACGAAGAUGUUUCGUUACUAGAACGAGAACUGCGUAAACACCAACAAGCGAAUGAAGCAUUUCAAAAGGCGCUGCGUGAGAUCGGUGGUAUUAUAACCCAGGUUGCCAAUGGCGAUUUAUCCAAGCGUGUGCAGAUUCAGGCAACCGAAAUGGACGACGAAAUUGCUGCAUUCAAAGUCACCAUAAAUACCAUGAUGGAUCAACUAGAAAUUUUCGGAAGCGAGGUGACUCGCGUCGCGCGCGAGGUCGGCACCGAAGGAAUCUUGGGCGGUCAAGCCCAGAUCAGCGGAGUGCAUGGUAUCUGGAAGGAGUUAACUGACAACGUGAAUAUCAUGGCCGCUAAUCUAACAGACCAAGUCAGAGAAAUCACCACAGUCACGAAAGCUAUAGCACGAGGUGAUUUGAGCCAAAAGGUACAGAGCCGUGCGAAGGGUGAGAUCUUUGAGCUACAGCAUACGAUUAAUACAAUGGUGGACCAAUUGAGGACGUUCGCUACCGAGGUUACGAGAGUAGCCAGAGAUGUAGGCACAGAGGGUGUCUUAGGUGGCCAAGCUCAGAUUGAAGGCGUGCAAGGCACGUGGAACGAACUUACGAAAAGUGUAAACGCCAUGGCAGACAAUUUGACCACCCAAGUGCGAGAUAUCGCCACGGUCACAACUGCAGUCGCAAAGGGUGACCUUACUCGGAAAGUGACAGCAAAUUGCAAAGGCGAAAUCCUCCGAUUAAAGAUCACAAUCAACAACAUGGUUGAUCAGCUCCAACAAUUUGCUCAGGAAGUAACUAAUCUCGCAAGAGAAGUCGGCACGAACGGUAUCCUGGGCGGACAAGCUACCGUCCAUGAUGUAGAAGGAACGUGGAGGGACCUCACAGAAAAUGUGAACGGCAUGGCAAUGAAUUUGACGACACAAGUGCGAGAGAUCGCCACGGUCACGACAUCCGUUGCCAACGGAGAUCUAUCGAAGAAAGUCACCGCUGAUGUUCAGGGAGAAAUUCUGGAUCUCAAGGUCACAAUCAACUCAAUGGUUGACAGGCUAAACACCUUUGCUUUUGAAGUCAGCAAAGUCGCGAGAGAAGUCGGUACCGAUGGGACACUAGGUGGUCAGGCAAAGGUCGACAAUGUACAAGGGAAAUGGCGAGAUUUGACGGACAACGUCAAUACCAUGGCUUCAAAUUUGACCAGUCAGGUACGGAGUAUAUCCGAAGUCACCCAAGCUAUUGCCGCCGGCAAUCUGGACCGCAAAAUCGAAGUGGAGGCUCAGGGAGAGAUUCUCACGUUGAAAGUCACCAUCAACAACAUGGUUGACCGGUUGGCCACUUUUGCACAUGAACUGAGGAGAGUUGCUCGAGACGUAGGUGUCAACGGCAAAAUGGGCGGACAAGCCAAUGUUCACGACGUUAAUGGGCGAUGGAAAGAAAUCACUGAGGACGUCAAUACCAUGGCUGAGAAUCUGACUGCUCAAGUGCGGGCUUUUGGAGAGAUCACGGAUGCUGCCACCGAAGGCGAUUUCUCCAAGUUGAUCAGCGUUGAGGCCUCCGGUGAAAUGGACGAAUUGAAGCGAAAGAUCAAUCAGAUGAUCUCCAACCUGAGAGACAGUAUUCAAAGGAACACGGCUGCUCGAGAAGCAGCCGAAUUAGCCAACAGAACGAAAUCCGAGUUUUUGGCAAACAUGUCUCACGAGAUUCGGACUCCUAUGAACGGUAUCAUUGGCAUGACGCAGCUCACGCUCGAUACCGACGACUUGAAGCCACAUUCGCGCGAAAUGCUCAACACUGUACACAACCUCGCCAACAGCUUGCUGACCAUCAUUGAUGACAUUCUUGAUAUUUCCAAGAUCGAAGCGAACCGGAUGGCGAUCGAGGCUAUCCCAUACACCAUCAGAGGCACCGUCUUCAACGCCUUGAAAUCGCUAGCAGUCAAAGCGAACGAGAAAACCCUUUGCCUGGCGUUUGAUGUUGACAACUCGGUACCCGAUUACGUUGUUGGUGAUCCGUUCCGAUUGAGACAAAUCAUUCUCAACCUGGUUGGUAAUGCCAUCAAGUUCACCGAUCAGGGAGAGGUCAAGGUCACCAUCAAGAAGUCCAAGGACCUCAUGUCGAACUGUGGCCCUGACGAAUUUCCGUUCGAAUUUGUUGUCUCUGACACUGGCAUCGGCAUCCAAUCUGAUAAGCUGGACCUUAUCUUCGACACAUUCCAGCAGGCAGAUGGCUCGACGACGAGAAAGUUUGGAGGCACUGGGCUUGGAUUAUCCAUUUCCAAGCGCCUCGUGAACCUAAUGGGUGGUCAAGUCUGGGUGACCUCGGAUUUUGGCCAUGGAAGCGAGUUCCAUUUCUCUUGCAUCGUCAAGUUCGCAACCGAAGACAUCAGCGUCAUCAGCUCGCAGCUGUACCCCUUCCGCAAGCAUAAAGUUCUCGUGGUUGACAAGGGCACUUCGGCGUUUUUCAAGAAGGUUCCAGCCUUGAUUGAAGAGCUUGGUCUGCACGUCUCUGUUGUGCACGACGAGCUCAACAUACCAGAUCCAUUGUAUGAGAAGAAGGUCAGAUCUGUCGAUGGGUACGAUGUGAUUGUCAUUGACCGGGUGGAGACGGCUUACAAACUACGAGAGUUCGACAAGUUCAAGUACAUACCCAUGGUGCUUCUGAAUUCUACAGUGUCCAUCAACCUGAAGACCGUACUGGAUCUGGGCAUUGCUUCCUACAUGACGACACCAUGCCAAUUAAUUGACCUUGGAAACUGCAUGAUUCCGGCGCUGGAAGGCAGAUCCACCCCUAUCAUCAAAGACUACAAAAAAUCCUUCAAUGUGUUGUUGGCGGAAGACAAUGAAGUCAACCAGAAGGUAGCCAUCAAGAUCCUCGAAAAAUACAACCACGUGGUGACAGUGGUGAGCAACGGCCUUGAAGCGGUCAAUGCUGUCAAGGAGAAUCGCUUCGAUGUCGUACUCAUGGACGUCCAAAUGCCUGUCAUGGGAGGAUUCGAGGCCACACGCGAGAUCCGCCAAUUCGAAAAGGAGAUGCACCUGCCUCGAACGCCUAUUGUGGCCUUGACCGCACAUGCUAUGUUAGGAGACCGCGAAAAAUGCAUCCAAGCUCAGAUGGAUGAGUAUCUCUCGAAGCCGUUGAAACAAAACUUGCUGAUGCAGACCAUCUUGCGCGUGGCCUCGGACCGGGUGACAGACAUGUUCAACAAACAUGCUCGGACCAAGUCAACCGCAAGAAAUGAAGCGAAUCAAGCAUCUCGGCAUUCCGCAGCCUCCACGGGGAAGACGGAAGCGGCGUCAACCCUGUCUCCAAGACCUGCCUUUACUGAGAGGUCGGUCACGACGUCUGGGCCUGUCAAUCAUGGAAGUGCUGGGAGCCCGUCGGCAGCAACAGACGGCGACCCCGAUCCGAUAGCGGUUGCCAACAGUAUGCUGUUGAGAUCUCACAGUUCAUGAGUAAUGAACGACCCCGUGCUUGGGGAUUUCACCUCGGCUUUCGGCUACAGGUAUGCAUCAAAGGCGCGUCUUCAGUUUGCGGCUUUGGAGUUUUCAAUUUGUGAUGCACUUCAGGAGCAAUGGGGAAUGGACAUUGGCAUUAUUUUUGGACUGUUUUGUUUUGAUUUUCUGAUGUGAUGGGGAUGGUGUUAUUUCUUUGGAGAUGCAAGGACUCUAUGGAGCCGUGAUUGACGACGUUCUGAAAGAGGGCAGUAUUGGCCUGUUUGACUUUGGGUUGGCCGUAAGGAGCAGGUCAUGUUGAGCCGCAGAAGGAGGUUUUGGAGCAUCGGAAAGGAUCGCAGGGAUCGGGUCGUACUCGUAGCAGUAGGUUGAGUCGAUAAAUCGCUCAUACGGAACUUCCCCUGUCAACUGAAAAGGCAAAGACUUCAGUGCUACGGUGUAUUGCUAGUGAGCCCCUUUCCCUUACGACCGUCUGGGGUCGGAGCCUCAGGUACUGUACUUUCGGCUUGGUGAGCCAUAUAUUCUCGGGGAACUCGGAGCUAUAGGCGCCGGAGCCGACCUGAAUUUCGUGUCCACAUGACGACAAGACGACAGGAAUACAAUGAAACGAUCGAAGAGGUCUCCUCCCCUUCUUCUUUUAAGACUUCAUUGGACCGGUGGCGGGGAUGGUGGUUUGUCAUUGAAAAGAAAAUAUCGCUCAUGUUCAUGUAUGGGUGGUUGUUAAUGAACUGCGCCGACUUCAUUACGGAGUAUCCAUGGAAAAACAAGGUCAGGGAUGGUCACCUGCUCAACAGUUGGAAAUCGAGUCAUCGGAGAGGAAACCAAGGUACCUGAGCUUGAUCAUCAGAAGCAAUGACCGAUGCACAUCUACCGAGGAACCAAGGGUCGAUGUCAUAUCUUUCGAGGUAGAUGAUGUACUCACCUCAUAUGUGAGAAUAUAGAUGCUAUAGGCUAUAGGGCGGCUUGACCAGAUCCUUAGGUCCUUGUUGUGCGGACGGGAGACAGCAGAACCAAAGUACGGAGAGUUGUAUUCCGUGUGCCUAGAUGCCUAGGUACGAUUAGUCAAAAUAGUUGAAU